AUGUCUUCGACGCCCACGGCUCUCUUCCCAAAGCAAGACGGGUAUAUUCAACGCCUCAUCGAUGUCUUCGACGCCCACGGCUCUCUUCCCAAAGCAACAUCUAGUACAGCACACCGCCCUAGCUCUCUCACAGGCUCCGAUUUCAAGGACAAUUUCGUAGCCUACAUACUUGGCGCUUUGAGUUUCGCCGCUAACAUGACGCGAGUCGACAUCGCGUGAGC
Molecule: messenger RNA, 221 nt
Organism: Sphaeroforma arctica JP610
Lineage: Eukaryota; Ichthyosporea; Ichthyophonida
Exons: 1
Coding region: 1-219 (72 amino acids)
Source: RefSeq, a predicted model, not a curated record